AUGGACCGCCGUGGCUCAUACCCCAUACAGUCAGCACCAGAAGUGUCGCCAAUCUCAGCUAUACCGUCAGAGAAAGCAUCGGCCAAACCAAGCACACCUCAAUUGCCUAGAUACAUUCAUGCCACCAAGGAUGGAACAACAACAAAAGGUCGUGCUCUGAUCAUUUGUUUGGAUGGCACUGGCGACAAAUUCGACGGCGAUAACAGUAACAUUGUACAUCUUGUCAGCUGCCUCAAGAAAGACGAUCCACACCAGAUCACAUACUACCAGUCAGGUAUUGGCACAUACAAUGCCGGAGGACUGAGCAACGGCAUCGCUGCUGCUGUUGACAUGGCAGUUGGCAGUGGCCUUGGUGUCCACGUGAGAGAUGCCUACCGCUUUCUCAUGCAGACAUACCGCGAAGGCGACAACAUCUGCCUCUUCGGUUUCUCUCGAGGUGCAUACACUGCUCGCUGCUUGGCUGGCAUGCUCCACAAAGUCGGGCUGCUUCCUGCACACAAUCGAGCUCAGGUUCCAUUUGCCUACAAAUUCUACAAAGAUGACACUCAGAAGGGAUGGGACAUGAGUGCCGAGUUCAAGCGAACAUUUUGCAUGGAUGUCAAUGUCCAUUUUGUCGGAGUGUUCGAUAGUGUCGCCAGCGUCGGUUUUAUCCCGAGAAAACUGCCGUUGAGCAGCACACCAAGGAACAAACCAAGCUACUUCAGACAUGCGAUGGCCUUGGACGAGCACAGAGCAAAGUUCAAAGUUUGUCGUUACCAACAGAAAGAUCAUACAGAUCCCGAUUCGAAAUGGGUCACAAAGGCUGCCACCGAGGGACAGUCGCAGUCGCAACGGCAGAGACUGGCGUCCAGUAGCACUGAAGACACAUAUACUGGUUACCAGCCCAGGUCGAUGAGGAAAAACUCAUAUGCUUCCAAAGCUGUGCGAGAGGUCGAUUGCCUCGAAGUCUGGUUUUCGGGUUGUCAUGCCGAUGUAGGUGGGGGCGCAGUUUUGAAUGAAGAGCGCCACAAGGCAUCGCAAAUACCUCUUCGCUGGAUGAUUCGACAAUGCUUCGAGUGCAACACGGGCAUCAUGUUUGACACACAUCGACUAGCUGAAGAAGGUCUCGACGUCCACAUGCUCUAUCCUGUGUAUCAAAGACUCGAGAGACCUACAGUCGGUCCCUCUCCAAACACAAUGGAGAAGUACCAUCAAGGCGAACUUGCACCAAUUUCACGCCGCUCCACUCUUCUAGAAGCUCAAGACAGCAACCACGAAGACGGCCUCUACAAUCUGAACCUCUACGAAGAUAUAGAAAAGCGCAAGAGAUCCGAACACUGGAUGCCAGAACAAAUCGAAGACUACUUUGAUGCUAUCGCACCGAUCAAUGAUCAACUCGUGCAAGCAAAGUUCUGGUGGAUCUUGGAGUUGUGGCCGAUUAAGGUUCGCUUCCAGUCGAAGGACGAGGACACUUGGAUCAAGAAAGUGAGAAUGAAUUUGGGAAGAUACAGAGCUGUGCAGGAGCCAGAACCUAAUUUGCAUUGGACGGUGCAGCAAAGGAUGCUGGAUACUGGCUACAAGCCGCAAGUGAGAACGGGUAGAGGAGCAGCUUGGAGGUUUGUUGUCUAG
Messenger RNA from Aureobasidium melanogenum CBS 110374, 1608 nucleotides. RefSeq lists its product as uncharacterized. The coding region runs from base 1 to 1608 and encodes 535 amino acids. The transcript has a single exon. The record is from RefSeq and is a predicted model, not a curated record. NCBI's taxonomy places the organism in Eukaryota, Fungi, Ascomycota, Dothideomycetes, Dothideales, Saccotheciaceae.